Molecule: messenger RNA, 4341 nt
Organism: Nannospalax galili (Upper Galilee mountains blind mole rat)
Lineage: Eukaryota; Metazoa; Chordata; Mammalia; Rodentia; Spalacidae
Gene: Vwa3a
Product: von Willebrand factor A domain containing 3A
Exons: 33
Source: RefSeq, a predicted model, not a curated record
AUGAAGAAAUGCAGAUAGAGCAUGGAGAGAAACACUGACAGAGAUUUCCAGACACAACGGAGCCAGAAGGGUAUGAAUGCCCUUGACCGAAAUCCAGACGAUGGAUUGCUGGUUACACAUGUUAACCAGACCCAGGAUUUACUGAGGCUGCAGGGAAGUGAGACUCAAGCUUCAGCUUUGGAAGAUUCUGAAGACUGGCUUUCAACUCACAGUUUAAAGUUUGAGAAACUUACAUUAGCUGACCUGAUAAGCCAGGGCACAGCUGUGCUGGAGGAGCAUGACAAUGUCUUGCGGAAAAUGCAUUUCUCUACCCAGACUAUCCACCACUUUGAAUCAAAGCUUUCGAAUACUAUUGAACUCUAUCAGCAGAGAAUGCAGUGGCUCACAGAAAACAGCAAAAAGGCAUUUGGCCUCAUCAAAGGAACCAGAGUGGGCAUCCUCGUUGAUGUGUCCAGGGUCAGCAGUGGCCCUCAAAAAGAGGAAUUCCAAAAUGACCUCAUAAGCCUUAUUGAUGAGCAGCUGAGCCUCAAGGAGAAGCUGUAUGUCCUGUCCUUUGGUGUCACCACCUCGGCCCUCUGGCCAGACCCGGUGGAAGUCAGCACCUCCGUCCUCCAGGAAUUCAAGCUCUGGGUAAAGAAACUUCAGCCUGAGGGAGGCAGUAAUCUGCUACAAGCCCUGAAGAAAGUCUUCACUCUGAAGGAACUGAAUUCUCUGGUGACCAUAUUGAGAAGCUGCCCAGAUCAGCCUUCUGAAGUCCUGUCUGAUUACAUCCAGCAGUCUACUGUGGGACGGGACCUCUUCAUCCAUGUCACCACCUACAAAUGUGAUGACCAUAUGCCCUCUGCUGUCCUGAAGAAUCUCACAGAAGCACUUGAGGGGUAUUACCACUGCUACAGCCCAGAAUCAGAGCUCUAUAUUAAUAGGGAUGUGGAUGAGCUCCUGGCAGAAAUCCAGAAGGCCCAGAGCCUCCUUGACCAGGUGCAAGCCCUGAACCAGAGCACACGGUGUGAGGAGCUAGCCUGCACCAUCAAGGAAGUCUCCACAGAGAUUGCCAAAGGGCCAUUUCCAAGUCUCUUGCCUAAACCCCCAAAGCAUGACGCUCCUCUGACAAUCGAGUUCCCAGACUUGGACAGGACUUCGGCAGAAUGGCUCAAGACCAAUGGUCUCAAAGCCAAGAAAUUAAGCCUUUAUCAGGUUCUGGCACCCAACGCCUUCUCUCCUGUGGAAGAAUUUGUGCCCAUUCUCCAGAAAACAGUAUCAUCUACUGUCCAUAAGAAGGCAAUGAUACAAUUUGAAUGGCACGAUGGGACAGUGAAGAAUGUACAUGUGGACCUGCCCUUCCUCUAUGAAUACCAGAAGCAGCUUGGGAAAGCUGUGCAGAUGUAUGAGAGGCGGAUCCAGAGGCUCUCCCUGGGCAGCAGAAGAAUCUGGGGUACUGUCUGUGAAAGAAGGGUGGUUAUACUGCUGGAUAUCUCAAUGACCAAUUCCAUGUACAUUAUUCAUAUCCAGCACUCACUGCGACUGCUGCUGGAGGAGCAGAUGUCCAACAAAGACCACUUCAACCUCAUCGCGUUUGGAAGCACAAUUGAAAGCUGGAGGCCUGAGAUGGUUCCUGUGAAUCACACCAACUUACAAAGUGCCUGGCGGUGGGCCCUGAGCCUGCGAUGUGAAGGCAGCAGAAAUGUCCUCAGCGCUCUGCGGAAGGCCAUGGAAGUGGACUUCAAGGACAAGGACAAACACGAGUCUCAGGGCAUCUACCUCUUCACAGGGGGUGUUCCUGACCAGGAUGUGCCCACACUCAGCGCCUACGUGGCCGAAGCCUGUGGGGGCUGCGCUCUCCAGCUGCACGUGUGUCUCUUCUAUGUGGGUGAGCCACAGAUGAACACCACGCCCCCCGCCUGCUAUGCCAGCCGCACUGACACAGCCACUGCCUACAAAGAGGUCACCCGAGCUGCCAGGGGCCGCUUUCACUGGUUUGGAGAAGCAGGUAUUUAUGAGAGUGAUGACAUUAAUGCUAUCGUAUCAGAGAUGGAAAGGGCCCUCAACUACUCCCAGAAGUGUGCCUUCCUUGUGGCCUCCUUGAAGAACCAGUCGAGAAAAGAACUGGAAAGUAUGGCUGAAGGGGGAGACAAGUCAAAGAUGCUCAAGCAAAGUCAACCCAAGAAAUUCUGUCCUCCCAAGGCCACAGCCCCCUCGGUGACCAGAAUGAACAUUAAAGAUGGCAAAGAUGGAGAAAAGAGCCCACAACUGAAACCUCUGAAAUGGCAUCCCCUCAGUGCGGCUGCCCAACCUGAGAAAGAAGGAAUGGUGGAACAGAGGAAGAAGGCCAAGCCCAGGACGACAGAUACAGCUCUAUCUCUUUUCUACACAGAGUCAGGGAAUAACGUGGGUGCUGUGUACAAGAAGUACCCUCAAGGAAGGACUGUGAGAAGGAUCAACUGCUCUAUUGAGCUGCCCAAGAAGGAUACUGUGUGCUCAAGUCAAGAGUGGAUAACAAAUUAUGGGCUGAAAAAACUGAAGAUGGGUCUCUCCAGCUGCCUGGGUCCCAAAUGUAGACAUCAAAAGUCAGCACGGGGAUCAGCAUCAGCCAAACACUGCACGAUCUUUCCCAGUAUAGAGAUCAACGGAGUGAUGAGACACAUCCAGUGGACACUGUGGGAGAUGGAGUCGUAUAUCACGUGCAUGGAGAGGGUGAUGAGGUGCUAUGUGCAGAGGCUGCAGUGGCUGUUGUCUGGAAGCCGCCGGCUGUUUGGCACCAUCUUGGAGAGCAAAGUGUGUGUCUUGCUGGACACAUCGGGCUCUGUGGGGCCCUACUUGCAGCAGAUGAAGACAGAGCUGGUUCUGCUGAUCUGGGAGCAGUUGCGGGAGCACUGUGACAGCUUUAACCUGCUCAGCUUUGCAAAGGGCCUGAAGCCAUGGCGUGACACUUUGGUGCAGAACACAGAUGCAGUAUGUCAUGAGGCUAUGCAAUGGGUGGCCCAGCUGCAAGCUCAGGGGACUACCUCAGUCUUACCAGCAUUAAUGAAAGCCUUCAGCUUUCAGGACGUGCAAGGACUGUACCUCCUGACCGAUGGGAAGCCAGACACAAGCUGCAACCUGGUUCUCAGCACUGUCCUGAAGCUCCAGAAGAAUAGAGACGUGAAGGUGCAUACCAUCUCCCUGACCAGCACAGACAGCACAGCAGCCGAGUUCCUGAGGAAGCUGGCUUCUCUCACUGGGGGACGUUACCACUGCCCAGUUGAUGAAGACACCCUGAGCGGAAUUCACGGCCUGCUUACCAGAGGUUUCAUCGAGGAAAAGGAUCCCAUGCUGCCACUGUUUGAAGGUGAUGACUUAAGGAUACUGGCCCAGGAGAUCACCAAGUCUAGAAGCCUCCUCAAGAAAGCCCAGGACUUCAGAUCACAGCUCCAGAAGAAAAACACUCUGGAACCAGAGGUCACUCUUUUCUAGAACAUGUUCUCAGCCUCCCGAGGUCUACCUCACUCUCCUGCCCAGUCCACCAACACCCUACACUGCAGCUACGAGGUUGUCACUCACUGGGAAGUCCGGAGUCAAGCUCCUUGCCUUGGGACAUCUUUCUUGCCAUCCUCUGCCUAGUGACUCCUGUUCAUCCAUCAAGACACAGCUCAGAUGACAUCAGCUCUACUGUGAAGAUGCCCCCGGGAUCCUUCCAGAGCUGGGAACCUUCAGGCACAUCUGGAAGCUUCUGGCCUUCUCUGGUAGCAUCCUGACCAGCCAUGCCUCUUGUGGCAUUCAGCACAUGCAGCCACGAUGCCCUGCUUGAUGUUCUAACUCUUCUUGAUCAUGACUCCCCCAGGAGACUGCUGUCUUAACUAUCCAUGAGUCCCCAGAACCUACCACAUCACAGACACGUGGUAAGCAGUGAGCACUCAGCUGAGUGUGGGAAGCCAGUUCUGGAUAGCAGCCAAAUGAGGACCACCACACUGGUCCACAGGCCACAGCAGUCAUUGGCAGCGCAGCCUUGGGGGAAAAAACAGUCAAACUUCAUCACCACCCUAAUCCCUGCUAAGCGAACUGAACCAAAGACUACUCUGGAACUCAGUCUAGAAUGAAUGCUCUGCCCAAGCCUCUUCAUCUUUUGGACCUAGCCCUACUGUAAAUGAAUAGAGGUGUCAUGUCAUCUGGGAUCAUUUCCUAAAAUGUAAAAAUGACUUUUAUUUCAUUGAAUCAAAAUGACUUUAAAUGCUUGAUCACUGUUGGUGGGGGAGGGAGAGUAAAUUGUAAAUUCUGAGCGAGCUAAAAUGUUAUUAAUAGACUCAUAUCUAGCUGAGUGUGAUGGUACAUGCCUGUAAUCCCAGCACUCAGGAGACAGAAUCAGGU